Physcomitrium patens is the source of this 2800-nucleotide messenger RNA. Its product is annotated as external alternative NAD(P)H-ubiquinone oxidoreductase B1, mitochondrial. NCBI's taxonomy places the organism in Eukaryota, Viridiplantae, Streptophyta, Bryopsida, Funariales, Funariaceae. Gene Ontology annotation, molecular function: NADH dehydrogenase activity; calcium ion binding. The record is from RefSeq and is a predicted model, not a curated record. Gene Ontology annotation, cellular component: mitochondrion.
UGGAGAUCUCACCUGCCUUCUCGAUGUUUGCCACCUUUUCGCAACUUGCUCUGGCUAUGGCGAUGGCAAUGUACAGACUCAUCAUCAGCAUGGCUACGGCCACGAGCACUCCUCAAUACCGCAACACCGCUUUCUUCCUCUUCUUCUUCUUCUUCUUCUUCUUCACCACUGUAACACCGUAACACCGCAUUUGCGAAGCAUCGGCAGGUUUGACAUGAGACCCAUCGAACUCGGCGCAUCGUGACCCUGCUGCAGCAAGUAAGUGUGUGAGGAGGGAGGAUUGUUCACGGCGAUGCGAGCCCAGUCUGAGCAGCGCCUCUAUGGGCCGUAAGGAGCUGGUGUGGGCUAAGGCAGGGGCAUGCCUUGUGAGGUUUGCCGCGCAGGAUAGCAGAUACGCUUCCGAAUUGUCGUCUACUGUGUGCAAGCAUCGUCCACAGUUCGCACGUCAUUUCGCUGGCCCAAGUGCCGGAUCCACUUCCUCUGGUGAGCGCCCGCGUAGGCUGAAGCCAUGGCUCUCUCUCGCGAGGUUGUUAAUAAAAGAGAAUGCCGGGAAAGGUCUCCCACAUCUUCCUAUGAUUUUAGGGUUUGCUGCCAGCGGAUGUCUAGGCGCUGGCGUUCUUGUUGUCUUCGCUGGAGAAAGCAAACCCCAGGCGCAAGCCAUCGCUUCUGAUUCCAAAGUAGCCAAAGCAGGCACAGGGAAGAAGAGAGUGGUAGUUUUGGGAACAGGAUGGGGUGGGAUGAGUUUUCUGAAGAACUUGGAUUCCACGCUCUACGACGUCUCCAUCGUGGCGCCGCGGAACUACUUCGUGUUCACGCCAUUGCUUCCGAGUGUGACAUCGGGGAGUGUGGAGGCUCGAAGCAUCAUAGAGCCCGUGAGGAGGAUUGUGCGAAGCAAAGGGAAGCAAGUGCAGUUCCAUGAAGCUGAGUGCAUCAAAAUCGACGCUGCGAACAAAACCGUUGUGUGCAGAGACGUAUCACAGAUGGGACCGUCGGACAAGAAAGAGUUCGCUCUGCAGUACGAUUAUCUCGUGGUUGCUGUCGGAGCCACAACCAACACUUUUGACACCAAAGGCGUACUAGAGUAUUGCCAUUUCCUCAAGGAAGUAUACGAUGCCGAGAAAAUCAAAAAGAGUAUCCUAACCUGUUUCGAAAGCGCAAGCCUUCCUCAUGUAAAAGAGGAAGUUAGAAAAAAACUCUUGAGUUUCGUAAUUGUAGGUGGAGGUCCGACUGGAGUGGAAUUUGCCGCGGAGUUACACGACUUUAUCCACGAUGAUCUGUUGAACCUCUACCCUCAUUUGCAUAACGACGUGAAAAUCACGCUGGUACAAUCCGGUGACCACAUUUUGAACACCUAUGAUGAACGCAUCAGCAAAUACGCCGAACAAAAAUUCACCCGGGAAGGCAUUCAUGUCAACACUGGUUGUCGUGUGCUCGGCGUUCAAGCAGGUGCCAUUGACUUCAAAAUCAAGUCCACCGGACAGCUGGUGAAUCUACCCUAUGGAAUGAUCGUUUGGUCUACAGGCAUUGGCACUAGACCUGUGAUUGCAGACUUCAUGAGCCAAAUCGAACAAAACGAUCGAAGAGUAUUAGCAACAGACGAAUGGCUUCGAAUUAAGAACUGUGAAGGAACAUUCGGCAUUGGGGAUUGUGCUUCCAUUGAACAAAGACGCGUGGUAGAAGACGUCAGCUACCUGUUCCAGUUGGCCGACAAGACGAAUUCCGGACGUUUGACAAUUGAAGAAUUUGUGGAGGUUAUGGAACAAGUGCGACAAAGAUACCCACAAAUCAACAUUUACAUGGAACGGCAACACAUGAGAGGUGUGCUUGAAUUGCUAGCUGAUGCCAUCAAAGACGGACGUCAAGCAUCCAUCCAACUUGACAUUGACCAUUUCAAACAAGCAAUCAGCAAGGUAGACAGCCAAAUGAAGUCUAUGCCAGCCACUGCUCAGGUGGCGGCCCAGCAGGGCGAAUAUUUGGCCCACUGCUUUAACCACAUGACAGCUGAGGUGGCGUCCCACAUGGCACCCGAGGGUCCCAUGCGCAUACGUGGCAAGGGGCGCCACCGGUUCCAGCCGUUCCAGUACCAGCACCUGGGCCAGUUCGCUCCGUUGGGAGGGGAGAAGGCGGCCUAUGAGUUACCGGGAGACUGGGUGUCCAUAGGGCGGAGCACCCAGUGGCUGUGGUACUCGGUGUAUGCCAGCAAACAGGUCAGCUGGCGCACCCGCACCCUCGUCGUCUUCGACUGGACCAAAAGAAUGUUCUUCGGCCGCGACUCCUCUCGCGUCGAAUGAACGAACGAACGAACGAAUUAAUCCAUGGAUUGAUGAAUGGGUGGAUGACUCUGUGCGUCCACCCAAUCCCCACGCCCCUCCAAUGCCGCACGUGUUUAACGAAAAGGGAGGGGGCAAAAAGAAAGAAGCGGGCUCUAACUUUUCCUUGCCGUAAAUUAAAAGUUACCCAUCUUCGAAACCAAAAAAAGUUCUCAUUUUACAUGAUAUCUAUAAUAAUAAUAUUACUAUCGCCAGUCAUAAUGAACGAGAAGUUAUUAAUAAGCCGAUUUGGCCCAAAGUGGGGUGUUAUGCCUCAAGCCACGAAGAGAACAGAAAAAUUGUCUAUGGUUGCGUCAGUUGUGUCACCUAGCACAAAUUUUAGUAAUUAUUCCUCUAAUAACUGUGGCAAAUCCUUUAAAACUUUGAACAAUAAAGCUUUUUAAUACUUUUAUUACAAUAAUUCAAGAUUAUUUUUUCUUCUUCUGAAUUAUAAGGUAUAAACUAUUAAUAAACUGUUUUUACUAUUUUUA